Agrilus planipennis (emerald ash borer) is the source of this 7120-nucleotide messenger RNA. RefSeq names its product protein pangolin, isoforms A/H/I/S (gene pan). Gene Ontology annotation, molecular function: RNA polymerase II cis-regulatory region sequence-specific DNA binding; DNA-binding transcription factor activity, RNA polymerase II-specific. NCBI's taxonomy places the organism in Eukaryota, Metazoa, Arthropoda, Insecta, Coleoptera, Buprestidae. Gene Ontology annotation, cellular component: beta-catenin-TCF complex. The coding region runs from base 5216 to 6517 and encodes 433 amino acids. Gene Ontology annotation, biological process: regulation of transcription by RNA polymerase II; canonical Wnt signaling pathway. The record is from RefSeq and is a predicted model, not a curated record. The transcript has 3 exons.
GAAAACAAUCUUUCAUUUUUUUAUAACGUUAAACCUUCUAAAAUCGUAAUGUCGAUCGUAUAUUAUGAUCAAGUACAACCAAUAGUGUAGAACAUGGCAAACUUCUGGUUCUUUCCACCGUUUAUCAAAAGUAGAUUAUGUCUUAAGGGUGUUUUAAACGAAUUCUCGUCUGUGUUCUGCUAUCCGAGCUAAUAUUAUACAUGGGAAUAUGAGUUUGCUACGUUUUUACGCCUUAAACUCAACCGAUCAUCGUGAAAUUUUGUACACACAUUAUUACGGGUACAGAAAAAGACAUAAGGUACCUUUUGUCCAGAACAAAAAUACUGUUCCCGGGGGAUAAAAGCAUUAGUUUUAUGUGGUCUUUGACACGCAUUUAUUGUAGGACAACAACGCGAGCGAAACCGUGGGUAAAACCUCUCAUAAAAUUUUGAACACACAUUUUCAGAGGUACAAUAAAGGACAUAUGGUACCUUUUAUCCAGAAAAAUAUACCAUUCCUGAGGAAAAGAAAAAAUUAGUUUUAUGUGGUCUUCGAUGAUCUUUGACAUGUAAACGAAACCAGGGGUGAGACCUAGUAGGUAAUAAACAUAAGAAGUUGGCUACGUUUUCAUGGACUUGAUUUGCCAACUUCUUCAGACAAUUGUCGAUUAUGGAAGCACUCGUCAGUAUUCCAAAACGGACUAUAAGUAUCUGAAUCCUCAAUAAGUUUAAUUGCGUUUUCAUCUGAACGCAUCGACUUUUACCCAUUAUAGUCGAACGAAUCGUGGGUCAAAAAUGUUGUUGCGAAGUUUAGUGUACAACAUAGAGUUUCUCAAUUAUACAAAACUACAGAUGCGGCUCCUAUCAGAGCCCUCCAAUUAAGUCAAAACAUUAACGAAAAAGACGUGUACACAUCAAUAUCGCGAUGAAACCCUAAAUACGCCGCUGAUUUUGUAUAUGUUUUCCCUGUUCGCGAGUGAAUCAAAAAUGCGAUUCAAAUACACUUUACGUCUUUGGUAAUGUUAAAACACAUGCCAUGUAUCGGUGGUGGCGUCGUAGGCGAGAGUAGUCGUCGGGUCCGAUGAUAGGGUUGCUGCGUUGCUGGGCAACGGGGGCGCAGUGUAUUCCUGGUCUCUCCAAUGGCCGGCAAUCCCGUCCGUGGACCGGCGACUCGGCUGCCACUAGUAUUAUACAUCGAAACGGGUAGUCAUUCUUGUCCUCUUCCACGAUAACCAAUCUAGGAUCUCAUUCCUCGCUCGACUGCACUAACUCUUAACUCGACACACAAACACACCGGUCAGUCUCUCUUGUACGUUUCGUCCUCCAAUAUCCGAUUAUGUUAUGCAUCAUCAUAAUCAUCAUCGUUAUAAUUAUUAUCUCAUCGUUAUACCACAGUGUGUCGGGUCGGUUCAAUUAGAAACUCCCAUCAAGAUGCAAACUAGUUGUGUAAGGGAUGAUGUGCUUGUGUGUCAAUCGUGUAACUGUUUCUUUGUAACCAAACUGAAUUUAAACAAAUUACGAAAUGUUUGAAUUUGAUAUGAAAAUAGGAUUCGUUUUUUAUUUUAUCUUCAUCCUGUAACCAAUCUUUUACCAAUUUUUGGUCGACUUAAAUAUUUUUCCCCUGUUAGUCUUUAUACUUGAUAGGGUACGGUAGUUAUAACCAUAGGUCGCUAUACCGAAACACCACAAUAUGUAUAUGCUGCAAAGAGGAGAAUGGGGAAACUCCUUUAGUUAACUUGGUAAAUACCAAAAUCUCGCUUUUUACAAUGGUUCAAGCCAAUUUUCAUUUGUAUGUUAUAAGAGCUCAGCAGGGUGUCGUAAAAAGACUUGUGCCUUGACGAAAAUGUGCUUUUGAGAAAUCAACGAGAUUGAUUCAUAAUUUCUAAUCCUUUUUAAGCAAUUUCCAAAUUUGGAAGCGCAAAAUUUACAGUAGUUCAAGGCAAUUUUAGUUUGUAUGAUAGAAAUAUGCGGCAGAAUGUCGCAAACAGACGUAUUGACGAAAAUUUGUUUUUGGAAAAUCAACAAAUGAUUCAUAAUUUCCCAUCCUUUUUAACCAAAUUUCCAAAUUUGAAAUGGCAAAAUUUCGCUCUUUACAGUGGUUCAAGACAAUUUUAAUUUGUAUUAUACAAAAACGCGGCGGGGUGUCGCAAAGAGACUUGUGUAUUGCCGAAAAUGUGCUUUUGGAAAAUUAACGAAAAUAAUUUAUAAUUUUCAAUACUUUUUAACCAAUAUCCAAAUUUGGAGACGCAAAAUUUAGCGCUUUACAGUGGUUCAAGUCAGUUUUAAUUUGUACCUAGGAAAUUAAAAAAAAAACGAUUCAAAUUUUCGUGUUCUGGUUCAUGUAGAGGAGGAUCUGAUAAGGUGACGAAAGUGAUUGAGCCCCUUGAGUCAGUCUAUUUCCGCUUAUUGUUAUUACUUUCUUUCUUAAAUCUGUUCUGAAUUCGUUAAAAAGAAAAAGAAAUGUUUCGAAGGCAGAAGGAAAUUACUGAAACAAGUGUGACGCGGUCGUCAUUAUCGUUUAUGGUGUGGUAGUAUCGUGUAUCCUGUUUGUUUGUUUGUGUCGUGAACGCAAUUGUUUUUGUAAAGAACAAGAGUGGAAAUGCAUUUUUCGCGUGACCUCCGUACCCACACACUCGUACAAACAAACGUACGUGUUCACGUGUGCCCUGUGGCAUAAUACUGUAUUUGCGAACAACUACGACAUGUGUAUGGUAUGUGUCAUUUUAAUUCACCCGCCUUUUUAGCGUGUCUUGGUUCAUUUUCUAUUUCUAUACCCAACUCUCUAACGUAUUAAAACCUUAAUCAAUACGGAACGUAUUGUGAUAAUCACGGUGGGCAAGUACCAACGACCCCGAAAGGGCAAGAACACAUGCCCGAUACCCCUCAGCUAUGUACGUUAGUUACAAGUCAUGCAAUUUUAAAAAGAUUAAAUUAAAAAUACACAGAAAGUUUGUUACCGAUUGUAGGGAAACCCCCGUUUGACAUUUCUUGUAAAACACGUCACAAAGAAAGAAAAACACAAAUAUGAUUGCUUUUAAUUUUUGUAUUUAGUUCAUUUGAUUUGAUUUGAUUUUUUAUCUUACGCAAGUUUAUUAGAAAGAGAGACGUAUCAGGAAGCGAAAUUAUUCUUUGUUAGUUAAUUAAUUUACUUAUGUUCGUGAAACUUUCAUAAUUACGGAAACCAGUACUUAUGUAUUUAUCCUGAAAUUUGAGCGCAUUGUUUCGUUCAUUUUGCCGAAAUAGGAUCACCAAGCACCCUCUGCUAGUUCGUAAGGGUAGGUCCCGAUAUUGAUCACUAGCCAGGGGUUCUAAACAGGCAGAGGGUAGGUAGGCCGCCACUAGUCGUUUCACCCAUUGCGAUCGUGUCAGAAUACAGAGUCCUGUAACUGCUAUCUGUCAACCGACAACCCUCGGGAACCUGGAAUUACAUUUCCUUGAUGAAAAAUUCGAAUAGUUGCGGGAAAACUCGCCAGAGGGAGCCUACAGUUCUAAAUAAUAUUUCGGUAGAGUCGGAAAAUUAUCAAGGGCGACGGAAACAGGACAAUAAACACUAAUUGGUGAUAAUAAUAAAAGAUUGGGUUUGUUUUGUAUAAUUCGCUAAUGAUUUAAGAUUAGUAGGUACAUAAUUUUUUAGUUACCUAUCUAAUCUACUAAAGCUCGGUUUUUAUAUUACGCAUACGUUGUAUCAAAAGUUGUUGGACUGAUUUAUUGAUAUAAAAUGGUUAAGUAAACUUGGAUUUAUCGUUGGGAUUUAUAAACAAGGAAAAAACAUUUUGUUCUGCACAAAAUCAAUUUAUAUACGGGGUGUCGGUCUACACUGUUCUACGCCAAUCAAAUAUGAUAUUAAUCGCAUUAAGAAUGAAACACUAGAGAAUAAAUGAGCGACAAUCUCGUUUAGUUUUGGUAAUAGGAUGGUUUGUAAAGUGCCUGUUAUUUUUAUGAAAGACUGUAGACCAGUUGGGCGUUCAUUUUUGUGAAAUGGGAACAGAGAAGGUUAAUGCGAUGAGUGGAUCUCGAAUUUUUUUUAUUUUAGUUGACAAAAGGGAAUAGAUAUAUAUAUAUAGAGCUACCCCACACUGAUUAAUUCUUGAAGCAGUUGGGCAAAAAAUCUUGUCAUAUACAUAAUCGUUAUAGAAGCCACCCUGUAUAAAUUGCAAGUAAACAUUUUAAAGUAAAUCCCUGCUGUUUGGCAUCAUUUUCGUAUAUACGUAAUACUGUGUUUUUCUCUGUCUGUCUCUCUCUCUCUUUAUAACGUAUAAAUUUAUCUCAUUUCGUCGUCCUGGUCCUUACGCUAGCCAGCGAGCGAUCUAGACGAUCGUUGUCGCUGUUUUUGUAAUAAACCCAAGUAGCCUGGCGCAGUCAAUACGAGUGCAUUUAUUGGUUGCAAUGCUCCGUUGCUCCCGGCGUCUGCUGCUGCUGCAAAACGACGCCGCCGUCGACGUCGUCGUCGGCGGCGUCGUUGGUACACAUCUAUCAAAAUUCUGCAAACGCGUCGUUACCUCUCCUGUUUCCAUCUCUCUCCAUCUAGCAUCAAUUGAACUCGUAUUAUCCCCUGAGCGGUGCGGCGGAGAUCGUUUUCAUUUGUACGGGACGAAACGGGAUCCAGAGUCGCCCGGUCCCAAACCCUUCUCGUAAUAGUCGUCGUAUUAUCAGUUGUUGUGUCGUACGUUGUUGAUUGCCGCCGUCGACCGAUCUUCUUCUUCGUCUAGGCAGUCGUCGUCGUUGUCGUCGUGGGUGAAACAAAAGAAUUGACGGUCGACUGUUUAGCGGGGCCUCCUACUGCUCGCUCCUCGACGCCGGACGGACGCUACGCGACGGCCAAAACAAACGCGUGUGGGUACGUACGUACGUGUGUGACCGACGACGAAGGGACGCGGCGCGUACGUGUGUGUGUGUGUGUGGGGGGAUGAAUGUGCGGCGGUCGCGUAUGUGUGCGGCAUUUGUUUAUCAGGACGACCACGUGUUUUCCGUCUGUUUCUGGCGCACGGGGACAAAGGACACCCUCAGCCAUUCAUAUUGAUUUUCUACCCCGCGAACGGCGGAAUAAAAAACUUGUUGAAUCUUUGUCCUGAUAACAUGUUGACAGUAUUAUUGCGCGGGGCGCGCGAGACGGAACUAAUAACAAUAAUAAUAAUAUCAUCAUAUUCGCAGUGUGCCAACUGACCGACAACACCCACUCUUCUAACAUUUUUGACCCCCUUUCGAAAUUAUCGUUUGUUGUGACGUCAUUCCGCAAGAUGGAUUCAAACGACGAGCCUUUAAAUUUAACAGUUAAGAAACGUCCUGUUGCCAUAGUGGCACCUUCCUCCAUAAACGAUCUCAAUAACUAUCUCGCAAAACAUAAUAACAGCAAUAAUAACAUCAAUAACAAUAUCAAAGAAAAACCGGAAGAUGUCGCGAACAAAGUCGAAGACGAGCCGCAAGACUUGUCUCUUAAAAAACGAAACAAUGACCAUCCUGAAAACUGUCGUGAUCAAAACAACUUUGAUGAUCUGAAUAGCUUCCGUAAAAAAUACUUUUAUGCCAGCCCGAACGAGGGCGGCAAUAACGAUUUGAAUAUGAAGGGCGAAACGAAAAACAGUUACAAUAAAAAUUCGUUCAUGGAAGCAAUGAAGGAGAGAGAGCUAAAGACAAACAUAAUGAAUUCCGUCUAUAAGUCGAACAACAUUUACGAUUAUCUGAACAAUCGGAACUUGGAGACGCCCGAAAAUAUUUAUUCCGUUAUCAAUUCGUUGGCCGAACAAAAAUUUUUGACCGCAUGGUACAUGAGCUCCAUGUUUAGCGGCGGCGGUUUCCCGUAUGCGGGCGGCUUCGUCCCUCCGAACUUUCCGAACAUCCCCGAUAUGUUGUCGCCGAAUUUGACGAACGCGCCCGGUAACAAUUCCAUUCUGAACAAUCUCCUGGACAAGAAGGUCUUCAAAGAUGAGAAGCCGCUCCUGGGAAUUGAUAAGAUAAUAAAAAACGAAGUUGAACGACCCUACGAUUGUUUCACGAAAAACGAGGUUAAUUUUGGUAGCGAUAACAACCGUAUCGAUAAUAGGAAUCAAAUAGAUCAAAAGAAUAACAUUGGUGAUACUAAGAAUAGUCAAGACAGUAAUAAUUCCGGGGAGAAGAAGAAACCCCAUAUAAAGAAACCACUGAAUGCCUUCAUGCUUUAUAUGAAAGAAAUGAGGGCUAAAGUGGUUGCAGAAUGCACCCUCAAAGAGAGUGCGGCCAUCAAUCAAAUUCUAGGACGAAGGUGGCACGCUCUGGGUCGCGAGGAGCAGGCCAAGUACUAUGAGUUGGCGCGCCGUGAACGACAGCUGCACAUGCAGCUCUACCCCGAUUGGUCUUCACGGGCCAACGCGACCUCUCGCGGCAAGAAGAGGAAACGCAAGCAAGACCCCAACGACGGAGGUAGCAACCCGCACCACACUCACAGCUUACUAAAUCUUUUCAUGCAUACCAAUCACCAAUCUCAUCAUCACUAUUUUAGUACCUAUUUAUCACAUUGCAAUAUUUUUGUAUACUCCUGGCGUUGCCCAGCCGUCCCUCCCUAAAUUGCUGCAUUUUUUUUUUCAUUUUUGGCAUAGAAAUUUUGUAAUUUUUUUGGUACUUUUUAUAAGUAAUAAUUUUAAAUCAACAUUUCGAAUGUGACGGAGGGUGAAUUUAGUAAGCUGUGAGGUUUAUUAAUCUGUCUCCCUAUUAUAUUAUAUUUGCAUGUUUGGUUGGGGGUUAUAUAUAUUUAUAUAUCUGCUACAUUUUUAUUAUUAUUAUUAUUAUUAUCAUCAUCACACUGUUAAUAUAGUAAUAAUUAUCUAAAACUAUUUUCACAUACACAAACAGUCUGGCCGGCCUCCCCAAUCACACACUGUUGUGGAGACACUUCGUAUGCACGUUGUUUUCGCUGUCUCGGGGCAUUUUUAUAAUUUUUUCCGUCUUUUCUCCCUCCCACACUGUGUGGUAUUAUUAUUUAUUACGUUUUGCAUGAUCCGUUUUAUUUUAUUUUAUUUUUAGUACGUUCUAUGUAGUCCAAACUUUUCACUAAUUUGCUUACCAGUUACAGUCCUCAAAGCAUGUUACAAAAAACUACCAGUAAUAUAGUUUUUAUUAUUAUUAGUAUUUUAGUAGUUUAAUUUUCGAUUUUAUAUUCACUAGUCAUU